ACCAUUUUGUGAUGCCCAUCGUCAUUUCCUGCCUCUCAGCACUCGCCCUGUACUUCCUUGUGACUCAUUUGUUUACUAAAGUCGUGUGAAAAAAACGUCGUUAUAUGUUUAAAGAACACAUUUGAAGAAGCCACCAUACAACAAGAGUGUGACAAAGUUAUUGAGACAGCAUGUGGAAAGCUCAGGCAGGCCAUCAGAUUACUGCCUGUGAUAAUGGCAAUGAUGAUGAUGACUGGGAGACAGAUGCUGACUAUGUCAAUAACAUGACAGAAGAGGAGCAGAGAUAUGGUACAAAGAGAGACUUGGAUGCUAUUGAUAUGACGAAAUACAGAGAAGAGACAUUGAAUGCAGAUGCUGAAUUGAAGCGCGUACAACAAGAAGAAGGACCAAAAGCAUCGUAUGGAUAUGGAGGAAAGUUUGGAGUACAGAAAGACAGAAUGGACAAGAGUGCUGAAAGCCAUGAAUAUAUUGGGAAAGUGGACAAGCAUGUUUCACAGAAAGACUAUGCAUCAGGGUUUGGAGGAAAAUUUGGUGUCCAGAGUGACCGUCAAGACAGUUCUGCAGUGGGUUGGGAUCACAUAGAAAAGGUUGAUAAGCAUGAGAGCCAGAAAGAUUAUUCAAAGGGAUUUGGAGGAAAAUUUGGUGUUCAGAAAGACCGCCAAGAUAGAUCGGCCUUAGGCUGGGAUCAUUUAGAGGAUGUUGAGAAACAUGGUUCUCAGAUUGAUUACAAUCGUGGUUUUGGUGGAAAGUUUGGGGUGCAGACUGACCGGCAGGACAAGUCUGCCUCAGGGUGGGACCACAUUGAAAAAGUUGAUAAACAUGAGAGUCAAAAAGACUACUCCAAGGGAUUCGGAGGCAAGUUUGGCAUACAGAAGGAUCGGCAAGAUAAAUCAGCAGCUGGCUGGGACCACAUUGAGAAGGUGGAUAAACAUGAGAGUCAGAAAGAUUACUCAAGGGGUUUUGGUGGCAAAUUUGGUGUGCAGAGUGACAGGCAAGACAAGUCUGCAGCAGGCUGGGACCACAUUGAGAAAGUUUACAAACAUGAAAGUCAGAAAGACUACUCUAAAGGAUUUGGUGGGAAAUUUGGCGUACAGACGGAUAGGCAGGACAAAUCUGCUGCUGGUUGGGACCACAUUGAGAAAGUGGACAAGCAUGAGAGUCAGAAAGAUUACACACAGGGCUUUGGCGGCAAAUUUGGUGUGCAGUCUGAUCGGCAGGACAAAUCUGCUGCAGGCUGGGACCACAUAGAGAAAGUGGAAAAACAUGAAAGUCAGAAAGAUUAUGUUGUUGGUUUUGGGGGCAAGUAUGGUAUCCAAAAGGAUCGACAGGAUAAGACUGCUGUUGGAUGGGACCACAUUGAGAAAGUUGAGAAACAUGAGAGUCAGACUGACCAUUCCAAGGGCUUUGGUGGCAAAUUUGGAGUGCAGAAGGAUCGAAUGGACAAGACUGCUCAUGUCUUUUCAGAGCCACAGGGUGGAAUUGGAACUAACUAUGAACCAACCAAGCCAGAAAAACCAGCGUCAGUAAAGGCAUCAAGUCUGCGUGCCCGUUUUGAAAACUUAGCUGUGAAUGAAGAAGAUGAAAGAAGGAAACAGGCAGAAGAGGAAAGGAAGAAACGCUAUGAGGGUGAUGCAGCAAUGAUUCAAAAGGAGAAAGUUAAAUUUCAUGAACAGCAACAACAAGAGGAGGAGAGGCUUAGGAGACAAAAUGAAGAGGAGGAAAGACUGAGAGAACAACGAAGGAAAGAGAUGCUGCAACAACAGAAAGACCUGGAGAUGGAGAACCAGCUUAAACAACAAGUCAACUUGGAACUAAGGGAAGCAACAGCAAACCCAACUCCAGCAGAGGACCUGGGAUCUCAGAAUAAGAUGGAGCAAAAAGUGGCAGCAAAGAAGCAGGCUGAGCGCGAGGCAGCUGAAGAAGCAGCGGCCAGGGCAGAGAAGGAGCGCUUGGAGGCGGAAGUACGCAGGCAAGAGCAGCUCCUUAUGGGUGACCCACAGAGUCCAGCUGCUGGAACAGAAAAUAGGCCAGAACCACCGACACAGGAAGAAUGCAUGGGAGUAACUGCAUAUGCUCUCUUUGACUACCAAGCAGCCGAUACUGAUGAAAUUUCUUUUGAUCCUGAUGACAUCUUAACCAAUAUUGAAAUGAUUGACGAGGGAUGGUGGAGAGGAUGGUGCAAUGGCCAAUAUGGGUUAUUCCCAGCAAACUAUGUGCACCUUCAUAGCCCAACUCAGUGAGGUCAGAGACUCUGGGAGGUUAAACGCCAUCCCAGAAACAGAUGACGAAUGGCAGGGUAUAAUAGAAGUUGCAGAUGAUGCUUGAAUAUUAACCAUGAGAAAAUAUCAUCAAUGGAAUAAUUCUGAUUUAAGGAUAUUUUUCCAUAUUGAAACUAGGUACAUUUCGGUGGCUGGCUUAAGAUUUUUCAGAAGUUUUAGAGAGAAGUGGAAAUAAUUUCCACAAGGGUAAGUAUGUGAUUAAGAUCAAAUUGAAUUUCACAAGCCACCUUGAACAAGAGCUAUGCAUAUAAUAUUUGGGAAGCAUCAAACCUCUCCAGAGAGUUGUGAUUGUUAUAAGUAAAACUCAAAAUAUCAAGUGUCUUGUCUUCUGUGUGUUUUUGCUCACACAACACAUUGUCACAAUUUCCAUAAAGGGGAUUAUAUUUUGAGAGCUGCAGGUUUAAUUUGUCUGUUAUAUACUUGUUGCUUGAUGGCCAAUAGGACUGUAUUAUCUUAAUGGCUCACCAAUACUGCAUUUGCACAUCUUCUCAGCCUUACAAUUUAUUGAUAAAAUGUGGAUAAGUUGUCUCUUUGGUGCUUUUUAUUUUUAACCUCCUAAAAUAAUGUAUAAAUGAUCAGUAACUACAAGUGUAUUGUUGAUUAUAAAAAUAUGGUGUCCCAUACUAAAAAAAAAAAAAAAAUCAGCACAUGCCAAACUUUGUCCAUACACUUGUGUUACUGCAUGCUAAUGUAUAUCUUGUACUUAGCAUUCCUUUCUCCUAAUUAUUUCAUCUUUGUUCUUCUGGAGCUCCAACCUCCUCCUAUUUAUUUUACCUGCUUUUUUAAAUAAUUAACACAACCUUAAAUUUAACAAAAAAAAUAAUAAUUUGUAAUUAAUUUAUCACUCUCUACACAGUAAAUCAUAUUCCUUUAUGAUAUAGUAUUACUCAAAACUCUCACUCUUAAUUAAUAUAACCCAUCUCUUUAUAAAUCCAUUUCUCCCACCUACAAUGUAUUGCCUGUCAGCAUAUUAUUUAAUGUUAGAAUAGUAUAAUUAUUUUAUGUUAGUGGAAAAUUAAAGGUUUUAUUUUACAGUAGUUAAUAAAUAUUUAGCCUCAAGUGGAAAAUCACAGAUAAAAUUAUUAAAAUAUAAUACAAUAUUUUAAUUAAGCUUUUCAAUGAGUAGCAAUAUACUGACAAUAUGUAGUUGAAAAUAGGUAAUCCAGUAUGUAUAACUGUGAUCUUUAACUUUAAGCCAUUGCUGAACAUAUCCAUUGAGGGUACCAUAAUAAUUGUUCUAGCACUAGGAUGCCAGGUGAUGGUUAUAUUCAGCAUCUGGUUAAGGUCAACUUUGAUGUAUAUUUCUUGGUGUCAUAGCAUACAUCUAUGAAUUGUUAAUAGUUAAGUACUAUUUAAAAGAUUUAGAUUUGUUUAGAUAUGCUUUGAAGAACUUAUCUAUCUGUCAGUAUUUUGGGAAGUUCAACUGAAUUUGAAGCUCGGUCCUCUGCAAUAUAAUGAAUACCUCAUUUAUGAUUUGAAGGUACAGUAUUCAAUUUCCUUCACUAAUUUUUACAUGAAAUUAACCAUGUUGCCUCCCAUUCUUGAUUUGAGGCAUGUAUCCAAGAUGCAUGUUUGUUAAAAAAAAAAAGAAAUAUUGUGUAAAGAACAAUAAAAUGUAAAGAAUUGUAAACUGUUUAUAAGUCUAAAUCUCAUACUUAUUCUUGAAUGGGUGUCAGUUAGGUAGUUGUCAUCAAUGGUGAAGAAUUUGUAAGACCUUGAGGGCCUCACACUACUGUACUAUACUGUCUCACUGUCACAGGUUCUUUACCACAGUGGUAAAAAAUAUAUGAGUUGGACAUUUGAUUAAGGGAAUAUAUGCCUAAUUAGUUCAUGUAGUUAUUUUGAUUAUUUGUGGCUUUUAAUAAGAUUGAAAGUUUAGUUUCAAUGUCAGGUUUUAGAUGCUGCUUCAUAUUUCACAAUAUUAUUUAGUAUGAAAUAGACUUAUUAUUAUUUAACUGGAGAAGAAACUUAAAAUAAUUAUUAUUAUUUGAAGAUGAUUUUAGCGAUGGUUAAUAUUUUGCAAAUUUAUUAGUUAUUGCACAUAAGGUAUUUUUAUAUAAUCAGUAACAAAUGUGGUAAAUAUCAGGGACUAGGAUGUGUCAAAUAUAUAAUAAUGGUUAAACCAAAUUAUUCCUACUUCAAAAAUGGCUUCCAGUUAGGGACUGUUUGUGUAUGGUUAUAUAAGUGUCAGAAUUGACACUUUUGAGAGAAGAAAAUACUGUAUACCAGGAGUAAUACAGUUUUAUAAGACUAAACAGUACAAUACUGAGAGAUACUAACAGUCCUCUACAAAAGUUUUUAUAUCAGUCUCUGUUAUUUGUUUGUUGAAUGAAUAGAUUCAAUGAAAUAAGUAGGAUCUUACCUAGCCUAUACAUGAAUUUGAAUUUUUACAAAACGGUUUUAUCAUUUCCACUCAAAGUUAAGAAUUCAAAACUACAGAAAUCUUUCAUAUUUACAGUUUGAACACAUACAGUAUAGUAUACUGUAUAUUUACUUAUUAUUAAAUCUAGUAUUUAGAAUUUAUCUCUGAAAAAUUCAUAAUAAAUAAGAAGAUUUUCAUGUAUAUUGGAUCUUUUUGCCAGACUGAUGUUUUUUAGAGUAUCUUUCAAAUUUUUUCUUGUGCCCAUUUGAACUCAUCCCUACAUGUAAUGCAGGAAAACCAGGCAAAAUAUUUUCCAGUCCUUUUAGUCACAUACAUCUUUGAUUUUGUAGUGACAAGAGGGAUAUGGUGAAAUAUCAUAAUAUAUCAAAAGUAAAAUGUGAUGAGUAAGCUUAUGAGAAUGUGUAUACUGUACAUGGUAGAGGAAGUAGGAAGAGCAAUUCACUUUAGCGAGUUUCAGUAUUUAAAAACUGGUAAGAGAGAGGUAUAUAGCUGCAGAGUACAAAUAUGUGUAGCUUUUACAUCCAAUCUCAAGAAACAUGCAAAAGAAUUACUUUUUCAAAAGUAAUAUGUAGCAAUGAUGACAAUUAAGAAGAAAAUAGUAAAAAAUAACAACAAUGAUUGCCUGGCUAUUAAAUUCACUUUAGCACAAAUAUGUAUUGAAUUCUAAAUGUAAUAGUGAUCAAUUGGCUAACAUAUCCAGUAAAUAACUUGCUCAAAAUAAGUGCACAGUGCAGGAACCAGAUAAAAGGUAUUACUGUAUGCUGAAGUACUAAAUAAAAAAAUUAUUGUAUAUA
Homarus americanus (American lobster) is the source of this 5456-nucleotide messenger RNA. It is a transcript of the gene Cortactin, whose product is annotated as src substrate cortactin-like. The record is from RefSeq and is a predicted model, not a curated record. The coding region runs from base 171 to 2240 and encodes 689 amino acids. Gene Ontology annotation, cellular component: actin filament; plasma membrane; site of polarized growth. The transcript is spliced from 18 exons. Gene Ontology annotation, biological process: regulation of actin filament polymerization. Gene Ontology annotation, molecular function: actin filament binding. Lineage: Eukaryota; Metazoa; Arthropoda; Malacostraca; Decapoda; Nephropidae.